AUGUUUUGUGAAGACGCGUGCUUAGGCCAUUCAAAUGGUUUGGAUAAAAUUAGAAAUAUAAAUGAUAGGUUGAACGCAGAAGUAGUAGAACAAAUAAAUGGUUCUCAAGAGUUGGUUAUGCUCAGUAACUUUGCAAGAGAAUCACACGAAUAUAAUUUUAAAAAGAGCUUACAAGAAAGAAUAUCAGACGUAACUUCUUGGCGUUGGGUGUUAGACGAUCUAUCUAAACGUCUAGAAGAAGCUAUAGUUUCGUUGAAGUAUGAAGACAAUGCUCUGAAAGUUGUAGUUCAAAGGAUCGAGGACGAGAUUCGAGAACAUUCUACACAAGGCACACGACCAGGAGCCAUGAGCCCAUUGCGUGAUGCUGUAGAGGACGCUAUAAUACAAGAAUACAAUUUUCUUCGUGAAGAGAAAAAGAAAUUUGAGAAAUUGGUCCCAGAGCUGACAAAGCAAAUUUUACUUCUAGAAAAAACUAAAAAGAGAAUAGAAUGUGAUAUUCUCAAUAAGGACCAGGCCAUAAGUGUGGAUGAAACAUGUGUAGACAAAGAUUAUAGAAAUGCUAAGGUAGAAAAUUGGAAGGGGAGAAAGAAGAAAGGCUUAUCAAUGAAAAAGUGGGAAAAACGAUGUGCUUUACUAAAAAGGGCAGGACUACGGGCACUAAGAUACACUAUAGUUACUCGUCUCCAGGUUCGAGGCGCAAGAGUGCAAUUAUCUAUCGCAGCACAGGCCAUGGCAACCCGAGUCGAUACAAUCCUCAGAAGACGCUAUCACACCAACUCUUUGAAAUUGGAAGAUUUGAAGUGGCAAAAACAGGAGGCGAUACGUGAUCUCAAGUCUCUCGAAGAAGAACAAUCACAAUCAGAAUAUAAUUUACUGCAAAUCAUGGAUCAAGAACGCAUAGUUGAGGCCAGAAUCAUUGAACGAGCCAGAAAACCCGGUCGAGAGCUCAUCAAAGACGAUGCUGAUCGGAAAUCGAAAUAUGAAUUGAUACAGACAAGACUGCUUGCUAAAGAACUAAGGAAGAAUAUAGAACGAAUUGCGUCCCUUCAAGAUGCGGUAGCGAAUGCCAUUACGAAAAUUGAUUGCACAGCAGAAGAUUUGUCUCAAGUUCUUCUUCUAGACGAGAGUAGAAUAAGGUCCAGAACAGGGGAGGUCCCAAUUGUAUCUUCUGGAAGUACUUUGUCUUCUGCCCAGUCUCAUUCUAGAGAUAGAUCCCCACAACCUUCAGAUCAGUUGACUGUCAUCCAGGAGGAAAAUGAAGAUGACUAUCCAUUUGAUUUCUAAUCACUACUGAUUUAUAAAGCCGAAUGUGCAUUUUAUAUUUGGUUAUAUCAUUGGCGCCAAACAGCUUAAUCAAUUUGAUAUAAAAUAAAAUAUGAUAAGGGAAUAAAGAUAAUAAAAUAUUGCAUUUAUGUAUUCAUAAUGCACUAACAAUGGUCAACAUCUAAUGAUCAAAGUAGCAAAAAU
This is a messenger RNA of Colias croceus (clouded yellow), 1467 nucleotides long. Its product is annotated as tektin-B1-like. Gene Ontology annotation, biological process: cilium movement involved in cell motility; cilium assembly. Lineage: Eukaryota; Metazoa; Arthropoda; Insecta; Lepidoptera; Pieridae. Gene Ontology annotation, cellular component: nucleus; microtubule cytoskeleton. Bases 1 to 1284 code for a protein of 427 amino acids. The record is from RefSeq and is a predicted model, not a curated record. The transcript is spliced from 7 exons.